CAUGUCAAUCAUUGUGUAGCCCCGCCCCCCAGCUGACCACCGUCGAGUGACGAAAGCACGAGCGCAGGUGCACAGCCUGGGAACUGCAUCCAAACCACACCAAAUAAACCUCCUCUUACGAUGGCCUCAGCUAAUGAUGCUCGAUAUGGACAAAAAGAGUCUACGGAUCAGAACUUUGAUUACAUGUUUAAGAUCCUGAUCAUUGGUAACAGCAGUGUUGGAAAAACCAGUUUCCUGUUCCGCUAUGCUGAUGACUCCUUCACACCCGCUUUUGUCAGCACUGUCGGCAUAGACUUCAAAGUGAAGACCAUCUAUCGGAAUGAUAAGAGGAUAAAGCUCCAAAUAUGGGACACUGCUGGGCAGGAAAGGUACAGGACCAUCACCACUGCAUACUAUCGUGGAGCUAUGGGCUUCAUUCUUAUGUAUGACAUCACCAAUGAGGAUUCCUUUAAUGCCGUUCAGGACUGGUCCACCCAGAUUAAGACAUAUUCAUGGGACAAUGCUCAAGUGCUGUUGGUGGGAAAUAAGUGUGACAUGGAAGACGAGAGAGUGGUUGCUUCGGAGAGAGGAAGACAGCUGUCCGAACAGUUAGGCUUUGAGUAUUUUGAGGCCAGUGCCAAGGACAACAUCAACGUGAAGCAGGCAUUUGAGCGUCUGGUGGACGUAAUCUGUGACAGGAUGUCAGAGAACGCGGAGUCGGUGGAUCCGUCCAUCGUCGGAAACAAGCAGGGCCCUCAGCUUAAUGAGCAGCCACAGCGCUCCAACAAGGACUGUGCUUGCUAAGGGUCCCUUUCAACCUCUCAACCAUUCCCCUGCAGAUUGAACAAUGGACCGCUCUACGAAGGAAGGCUUUGGUAAGAAGAUUUGAUGGGAUGCGGCUGAGAGCCCGUCUUCUCUUUUGGUUGACAUCAGCGCAUUUGUGUUUUUCUGAUUAUGUUGGUAUUGGUAGCCAAUGCUCCUCUUAUCUCGUAAUACUUUAACUGAAUCUUUACAGUACUUUUUGGCGAAAUUUCGGAAUAAUUAGAAGCAUAUUUUGUGUAAAAUGAAUUCCAACGUAAAGUGUUCAUGAGCAUUUUUAUGUAUGUUUUGGGUUUCAUCAAAUUUACACAAAUAUCCCGAAUACAUUGCCAAAAGAUAUUUUAUUAUUAUAAUAACAGGUUGGGCUUUUUGUGUGGAAAUAUCAGCAUAAAGGCUCAUCCCAACAUGGGUAGUUUGAAUGAAUCCUAAGCUUGAAUGUUUCAUAAAGUACUGUUUCGCUCUCUUAUUUAUUUUUUUAAAUGAAAGAGUGAAAACCAAAUGAAAACACUCAUUUAACUCCCUAAUACUUUUAAAUAACAGCAGGUGUAUUUUGUAAAACAUAUUACAUAAGAAAAAAUGUUAUAUGUGUAAUUCUAGAUGUAAUUAGGAAGAAAUGACUAUGAUGCGCUUAAUUGCUUCUUGUUUUUUGUAAUAUGGAGGAAUUAAUGAAUUUAAGUGUUUUUUUUUUCAGUUACAUGUUCUGCUUUUACUCCGGUUCCCACACAUAGUGGACUCAAACUCCCCAUUUUACCAUGAAUUAAAAAGAGAGUGUUUGUGUGCAUGUUAGUAUGUCAUCCUAGUGUGGAUAUUUAGCGUCUACAGGCUUAAAACACAAUUAUACUUUAAUAAAGAGAAACUUUAUCAAAUAAUAGCAGCUAAUGUGUGGACAAGAUUACAUUUUGAAAAGACGGUAAUAUUAAAACCGAAUCCGUUAUCAUUUAGGGAUCGGAAAAACUACAAAUACUGCAAAGAUAUUAAUUAGUUAUCAGGUUGAAUAUGCACGAGUUAUUGAUCAUGCGUGUCAGGUAAAUCACUAGAUUGUUAAUUAUGUUAUUAUUAUUAAAUGUUAACUUAUUGCGUAUUUAUUUACAUGUGUUUUAUUGGUGUACGUGUUCUGCGUUAGAUCAAGAGGACUACUGCUAUUCUUAUAAAACAGGGCUGAAUCGCUGAAAUGUCUCACUUUUAUAAAACAGAUAAGAGGAUGACUGAUUGAAAACCUCAUGUGCUGAUUAUUCCCUAUGCAAUUCAGAAGCUUUGUUAUACCAAAUAGUCACUGGAUAUGUGGUGUUUAUAAGGUGCGUAAUUUAUACCUUAAGUUUAUAUCCUGUUUACAGUCCGUCCUAAACAAAUAGCAAACCACUGGGAUUUACUUGUUUUUUUUUUUAUACAGAGAAGUUUAACACUGGUACGCUUUACUGUAUACUGUAUAUGUAGAGUAAUCACUGUUAAAGUACAAGUCGUAAAUCUUAGUUUAGGCAGAAGUUUUGGUUUUGAUACUCGUUUUGUUGUUGGGCAGUUUUGUUCGUUUGUUUUGUAAAUUGUACAAUAGUUCUCCAAUUUCCACACUAUGACACAAGACAAGAAAACACUAUGGAUAUACGUCAUAUAAUGCAGUUUUUCACCCUGAGAGUGAAUGGGUAGAACCACUGUAUUAGCAACUGAUAUAAGCAGGACUCUCGAUGUUAUGAGUCUUAUUCUGAAUAAAAUGGCCACUUGCAUCUGUUUGAGUUAAAUAAAAAGCUAUGUUUGAAUCCUA
Molecule: messenger RNA, 2554 nt
Organism: Pimephales promelas (fathead minnow)
Lineage: Eukaryota; Metazoa; Chordata; Actinopteri; Cypriniformes; Leuciscidae
Gene: rab3aa
Product: RAB3A, member RAS oncogene family, a
Molecular function (GO): GTPase activity; GTP binding
Source: RefSeq, a predicted model, not a curated record